AUCCACAUAGAAGUCACCAGCAUAAAGGCGGCAGAGGGAGGGGUGCACUUGGUCGUACAACACUACGCAAAUUUCAAGGAUUGAGCUUUUGAAUUAUAUUUGUGAUCCGUAUUUUUGUUGGACCGGCUUCUUUAUAUUCAACCAGAGCAUGUGGCUCUCCACCAUUCUAUCUACAUCAAUCCAAAGCUUAAUUAAGCAAAGCCAUGAAUAUUUACACCUCACUGUUCCUGAUUCUUGCAGCCUUAUCACUAUCUGAGUGGUCACUCGCCUUCAAGAGCCAUGAACUCUCAAUCAGAGAAGCCACAGUGCAGGACCUCCAAAAAGCCUUCAAGCAAAACCAGCUCACAUCAAGGCAACUAGUUGAGUUCUACAUUAAAGAAAUCAAUAAACUUAACCCGGUUCUGAAAGGGAUCAUAGAGGUGAACCCCGAUGCUUUAUGCCAAGCAGAGCAAGCUGACCAGGAGAGAGAGGUCAAGUCACCUAGCUCACUGUCUGGGUUACAUGGUAUUCCUAUCCUCCUUAAGGAUAAUAUUGCAACCAAGGAUAAGCUUAACACGACUUCCGGAUCGUUGGCGUUGUUAGGAUCAGUGGUACCCCGGGAUGCCGGUGUGGUGAUGAAGUUGAGGAAUGCAGGAGCCAUUAUAUUGGGGAAGGCUAGCUUGAGUGAGUGGGCUAAUUUUCGGUCAUUCACUGCACCUAAUGGAUGGAGUGCUAGAGGAGGACAAGGAAAGAAUCCAUAUGUUCUAUCGGCGGAUCCUUGUGGCUCAAGUAGUGGAUCAGCAAUAGCAGUGGCAGCAAACUUGGUGACAGUGUCACUGGGGACUGAAACGGAUGGUUCCAUCAUAUGCCCAGCUAGUUUUAAUGCGGUCGUGGGCAUUAAACCAACUGUUGGUCUCACUAGCCGAGCAGGGGUCAUCCCAAUUUCUCCAAGACAGGACACCAUAGGACCCAUAUGCAGGACUGUAUCAGAUGCUGUUUAUGUUCUUGAUGCCAUUGUAGGCUUCGACUUCAAUGACGCUGAAGCAACUGGAGAAGCAUCAAAGUACAUCCCUCAUGGUGGCUAUACCCAAUUUCUAAAGAUUGAUGGUCUCAAGGGGAAGAGACUGGGUAUUGUGAGGAAUCCCUUUUUAACAUUUGCCAAUGAAUCAGUCCUACCUCAAACAUUUGAGUACCACUUCCAAACAUUAAGGCAAAGAGGAGCAGUUUUAGUAGACAAUUUGGAAAUAGCCAACAUUGAUGUCAUCAUGAACUUCAAUCUGAGUGGUCAAGAAACGGCAUUGCUGGCUGAAUUUAAGUUGUCCUUAAAUGCAUACCUGAAAGAGCUCGUGGAUUCCCCUGUUCGAUCUUUGGCAGAUAUAAUAGCUUUCAACCAAAAAUUCGCUGAUUUGGAGAUGAUUAAGGAAUUUGGACAAGACAUUUUUCUGGCAGCUGAAGCCACGGAUGGGAUCGGUGAUGCAGAAAAGAAAGCUUUGCUCAAAUUGGCAAGACUAACACAAGCUGGGUUCGUGAAGUUGAUGGUGGAGAAUAAGCUGGAUGCAUUGGUGACUGCUGGCUCUGAUGUUGCUCCUGUGCUUGCAAUCGGGGGGUUUCCGGGAAUUAGUGUCCCUGCUGCAUACGAUAUCAAUAGCAAGGGGGUUCCUGUUGGUCUCUGUUUUGGUGGAUUGAAGGGUUCUGAGCCUAAGCUGAUUGAAAUCGCGUACAGUUUUGAGCAAGCAACUAAGUCUAGGAAGCCGCCUAAAUUUCAACCUUGAACCGACACUGUAUUUUUCUAACAAAUAUUUUAUGCUACACAAUCUUAAUUGGUCUAGGCAAGUUCUAAUGAUUGUAAGUUUGUAACACAACGGUUUAUUUGUGUGGAAAAAAGGUCAAAAAUCGGGAACACAUACAAAUUGGCAUGAGCCAUUUGCAUAACUAUGAUUAUGGACCAGAGUGAUAGCUAUGAUUAUGGAGCACGGUGAUAGAGUUGUAAUCAG
Ilex paraguariensis (yerba mate) is the source of this 1973-nucleotide messenger RNA. Lineage: Eukaryota; Viridiplantae; Streptophyta; Magnoliopsida; Aquifoliales; Aquifoliaceae. The record is from the annotation of a GenBank genome assembly.